GUACGUCAAAUCUAUGCGCUUGUGCUUGGGUUAGAUGUACUUGGAAAUCCAUAUGCCUUGAUAUCUGGUAUUGGUGAGGGUGUCAAGGAUUUGUUUUACGAACCUUAUCAGGGUAUAGUUYACGGACCUCAAGAGUUUGCUCAGGGUUUGGCAAGAGGUGUGAAAAGYCUGCUUGGACAUGUUGUUGGGGGAACCGCGGGUGCAUUUGCACGUAUUACUGGAAGUAUUGGACAAGCAGUGGCAACUUUGUCCUUUGAUACAGACUAUAGAUUGAAAAGACGAAGGCGAAUGCAUAUCGAGCCAUCAGGAAUUGGUCAAGGACUGAUGAUGGGCGGGAAAAGCCUUGUCAUGGGCCUUGUGUUUGGCAUUGGUGGUAUUGUAAUGAAACCCAUUGAAGGGGCCCGUACAGAGGGAGUGGAAGGUUUUUUUAAAGGAACCGGUAAAGGUCUGCUAGGAGUGUUAACAAGACCCACAGGGGGUGUGAUCGACAUGGUUAGCUUCACGUUUGAUGGAAUAAGAAGGUCUGCAGAACAAGGAGGUGAAGAUAUUGCCUGUAGAAUGAGACAUCCGAGGUUUGCUGCCCCAAAUGAGCCUUUAAAGCCAUACUCCAAGCAGGAGGCUAUAGGAUUCGGUACACUCAAGAGUCUUCCACGAUCCUUAGAGUUAUCAAAAGAUGUUUAUGAAUCUGACUUUAAACUCAAUGAUGAUGGACGUUUGGUGUUAUUGACGAGCAAACGUAUAAUAAUGUUGAAUCAGAGUCGUUUUUGGCGGGAAUGGAAUUGGAAAGUGGAAUGGAUGUGCCCGUACGAGGAAGUCAAGUCAACACCAUUUAUUGCUGUCGACACCCUUGUUAUAAAAUAUCAAAAAUCAAGUGAUGAUGACAUCACAAGUCGGGACUGGGAAGCAAUGAUCACUGUGGCUGCGAUCACAAAACCGUGGAGUAUUUUCAGCAUUCUUUGA
Exaiptasia diaphana is the source of this 960-nucleotide messenger RNA. RefSeq names its product vacuolar protein sorting-associated protein 13A-like. NCBI's taxonomy places the organism in Eukaryota, Metazoa, Cnidaria, Anthozoa, Actiniaria, Aiptasiidae. Bases 289 to 960 code for a protein of 223 amino acids. Gene Ontology annotation, cellular component: extrinsic component of membrane. Gene Ontology annotation, biological process: protein targeting to vacuole; protein retention in Golgi apparatus. The record is from RefSeq and is a predicted model, not a curated record. The transcript has 14 exons.